Molecule: messenger RNA, 1101 nt
Organism: Eremothecium cymbalariae DBVPG#7215
Lineage: Eukaryota; Fungi; Ascomycota; Saccharomycetes; Saccharomycetales; Saccharomycetaceae
Gene: PEA2
Product: Pea2p
Exons: 1
Coding region: 1-1101 (366 amino acids)
Source: RefSeq, a predicted model, not a curated record
AUGGAUAUAAACAUGUCGAAUAUGGAAUUACUUGUUGAGUCUAAUAGGGGGAUGUUUUCUACAGACAAACUAGAUUUGUAUCCCAGAAAUUAUGAGGAUCUGAAGCAGUUUCUGUUAGUACACUCUCUGGAGGAUGACAAAUGUGACACUUUGGUAGAUACUGGAGUAAGUUAUUUACCAAGGCAGAAAACAAUGGGGAAGGCAGCGAUGAUGGAUAUUGAUAUUGAGAAGAAGUUGUUUUUAGAGUAUGCGAAAUAUAAGGCUAAUGGAAGCCCACAGGAUAGGUUUCUUAAACUAUUACUGGAACCUAAAGAAAAAGAAUUGUUGCUUGGCAUGGCCGGUGUUUUGCGGGAGCAGGUAGAUACCUACGAGCAGGUUUUCAAGGACAAGUCUUUGUUAUGGGAUAGACAAAGUAGGCAACAAUUGCAGGAAGGGCAACAUCUUGAAGAGGUUGCAUCAUAUUUAAUUUCAUCGAUGAUUCAAAAGGGCAUAGAAAUUCAGUCUCAAGGAGAUAGCACAGAGACACUGGAUACCAGAGAUAUGUGUAAGCUAUGCAUAGACUCAUUAUUAGAGCAGUGCCAGACAGUGGUAGCUCAAGGACCAUCUAUUGAAAAUAGUUCUGAGAGUGAUGUAAAAGCGGAAAAAAGUCGCCACAGUAAUGCUGGUGAACUAAAAACCGCCUUUCAGGAUCUACAAUUAGCGCAUAAGUUUUUGACAGAGAAAUUUGAAGAUGAUCGUAAACAGUAUUUACAGCAAAUUGAACAGUUGGAAAGGACGAAUCGUGAGCUGCAACAAGAACUAUUAAAUUAUCAUUCCCAAUUAAGCAAAGCUCGUGAACAGAUUAACAAACUAGAGUCUGCUACGCCGCCUACUUCAGUUUCCACGGAACAUAACACGCCAAUACAAGAUAUAUUUUCCAAGUCACCUCCCUCCAUGGGCAGUACCUCCAGCAUAUCUUCACCUGCUUCCAUGUCUUUCGUUAUAAUGAAACAGGAAUUCAAGAAGCUACUGAGCGAAACCCAGAACAAGUAUGAAAGGGAACUAAAAGAUGAACGGGACCUUCGCAAAAAAUUAGAGGCUCAGUUAUCAAGUAGGUUUUAA